AAUUAAGGCCGUUUCGCCAGGCGCCCCCCCCCCCCCCAGCGGCUCCUUCCCCCGCCGGGCGCGGCUCGUCCCAGUUCUGCUCCGGCCACGGACCGGACCGGACCGGCUCUGCCAGCUCUGCCCGCCCGGCUCGGCUCGGCUCCGCCCCGCCGUUAUAAUGAGCGGCUCCCAGGCGCGGCUGCCCCAGGCCGGCGCGGCUCCGGGCGAGGCGGCGGCUCCGGGCGAGAUGCCGGCCACGGAGAAGGACCUGGCGGAGGACGCGCCCUGGAAGAAAAUCCAGCAAAACACCUUCACCCGCUGGUGCAACGAGCACCUGAAGUGCGUCCAGAAGCGCAUCGCCAACCUGCAGGCGGACCUGGCCGACGGGCUGCGGCUCAUCGCGCUGCUCGAGGUGCUGAGCCAGAAGAAGCUGGGGCGCAAGUACAACCAGCGCCCCACCUUCCGGCAGAUGCAGCUGGAGAACGUGUCGGUGGCGCUGGAGUUCCUGGAGCGCGAGAAUAUCAAGCUGGUCUCCAUCGACAGCAAGGCCAUCGUGGACGGGAACCUGAAGCUGAUCCUGGGGCUGAUCUGGACGCUGAUCCUGCACUACUCCAUCUCCAUGCCCAUGUGGGACGAGGAGGACGACGAGGAGACCAAGAAGCAGACGCCGAAGCAGCGGCUGCUGGGCUGGAUCCAGAACAAGCUGCCCGAGCUGCCCAUCACCAACUUCAGCAAGGACUGGCAGAGUGGGCGGGCCCUGGGGGCCCUGGUGGACAGCUGUGCCCCGGGUCUCUGCCCCGACUGGGACUCCUGGGACGCCAGCAAACCCGUCAACAACGCCCGCGAGGCCAUGCAGCAGGCUGACGACUGGCUCGGCAUCCCCCAGGUCAUCACCCCGGAGGAGAUCGUGGACCCCAAUGUGGACGAGCACUCGGUCAUGACCUACCUGUCCCAGUUCCCCAAGGCCAAGCUCAAGCCGGGUGCCCCCCUGCGCCCCAAGCUGAACCCCAAGAAGGCGCGAGCCUACGGUCCCGGUAUUGAGCCCACGGGGAACAUGGUGAAGAGAAGGGCCGAGUUCACCGUGGAGACCAUCAGCGCCGGCCAGGGCGACGUCCUGGUUUACGUGGAGGACCCAGCUGGGCACAGAGAAGAGGCCAAGGUCAUCGCAAACAACGACAAGAACCGAACUUUCUCCGUCUCGUAUAUUCCCAAAGUGACGGGGGUCCACAAGGUGACGGUGCUGUUCGCGGGGCAGCACAUUGCAAAGAGCCCGUUCGAGGUGACGGUGGGGAAAUCGUUGGGCGACGCUGGGCGGGUGACGGCCCAGGGGCCCGGCCUGGAGCCCACGGGCAACAUUGCCAACAAAGUCACCUCCUUCGAGGUCUUCACGGCCGGCGCGGGGGCCGGCGAGGUGGAGGUGACGGUGCUGGACCCCAGCGGGCGGAAGGGGACAGUGGAGCAGCAGCUGGAGGACAAGGGCGAGAGCACCUACCGGUGCACCUACCGCCCGGGCUCCGAGGGCACCUACGCCGUCCACGUGACCUUCGGGGGCACGCCCAUCCCCCGCAGCCCCUACACCGUCGCUGUGGGGCAGGCCUGUAGCCCCAGCGCCUGCCGGGCCACAGGCCGGGGGCUGCAGCCCAAGGGGCUCCGGGUGAAGGAGUCGGCGGAUUUCAAGGUCUACACGAAAGGCGCCGGCAGUGGGGAGCUCAAGGUCACAGUCAAGGGCCCAAAGGGGCCGGAGAGCGUGAAACAGAAGGAUCUGGGCGAUGGGAUUUUUGCCUUCGAGUAUUUCCCCACCCUGCCCGGGAACUACACGGUCACCAUCACCUGGGGGGGGCAGCAGGUGCCACGCAGCCCGUUUGAGGUGAAGGUCGGCCCCGAGUGCGGCAGCCAGAAGGUCCGGGCCUGGGGGCCGGGGCUGGAGGGCGGCGUGGUCGGCAAGUCGGCCGACUUCGUGGUGGAGGCCAUUGGGGACGACGUGGGCACGCUGGGGUUCUCGGUGGAGGGCCCGUCCCAGGCCAGGAUUGAGUGUGACGACCGGGGGGACGGUUCCUGCGACGUGCGCUACUGGCCCCAGGAGCCGGGUGACUACGCCGUGCACGUCCUGUGCAACGGGGCCGACAUUCGCCACAGCCCCUUCAUGGCUGAGAUCCGCCCCGCCCCCCGCGACCUGCACCCCGAGAAGGUGAAAGCCCACGGGCCUGGGCUGGAGAAGACGGGUGUUGCCAUCAACAAACCAGCCGAGUUCACAGUGGAUGCCAAGAACGGCGGGAAGGCCCCUCUCAAGGUCCAGGUGCAGGAUGCGGAGGGCACCCCAGUGGACGUGGCGGUGAAGGACAACGGCAACGGCACCUACAGCUGCUCCUAUGUACCCAAGAAGCCGGUGAAACACACGGCCAUGGUGUCCUGGGGGGGCGUCAACAUCCCCAACAGCCCCUACCGUGUGAACGUGGGGGCCGGCAGCCACCCCCACAAGGUGAAGGUGUACGGCCCCGGCGUGGCCAAGACGGGGCUCAAGGCCCAUGAACCCACCUACUUCACCGUGGACUGUGCCGAGGCCGGGCAGGGUGAUGUGAGCAUCGGGAUCAAGUGCGCCCCAGGCGUGGUGGGGCCGGCUGAGGCCGACAUCGACUUCGACAUCAUCCGCAACGACAACGACACGUUCACCGUGCGCUACACGCCCCGCGGGCCCGGCACCUACACCAUCAUGGUGCUCUUCGCGGACCAGGCCACCCCCACCAGCCCCAUCCGCAUCAAGGUGGACCCAUCCCACGAUGCCAGCAAGGUCAAGGCCGAAGGGCCUGGGCUGAACCGGACCGGCGUGGAGCUGGGCAAACCCACCCACUUCACGGUGAACGCCAAGGCCGGGGGCCGGGCGCCGCUGGACGUGCAGUUCACCGGCCCAGCCAAGGGCGAGGCGGUGCGGGACUCGGAGGUGAUUGACAACCACGACGGGACCCACACAGUGAAAUACACCCCUGUGCAGCAGGGAAACCUGGGCGUGGCCGUGACCUACGGCGGAGACCACAUCCCCAAAAGCCCCUUCAGCGUGGGCGUGGCCCCCUGCCUGGACCUCAGCAAGAUCAAGAUCACCGGCCUGGCUGACAAAGUGGAGGUGGGCAAGGACCAGGAGUUCUCGGUCAAGUCCAAGGGGGCCGGCGGGCAGGGCAAGGUGGCCGCAAAGAUCGCGGGGCCGGCGGGCAAGCCGGUGCCCUGCAAGGUGGAGCCAGGCCUGAGCCCCGACAACAACGUGGUGAAAUUCAUCCCCCGCGAGGAGGGGCCCUACGAGGUGCAGGUGACCUACGACGGAGCCCCCGUGCCCGGCAGCCCCUUCCCCAUGGAGGCCGUGCCCCCCACCAACCCCUCCAAGGUGAAAGCCUACGGGCCAGGGCUGAAGGCCGGCCAGGCCGGCUCGCCCGCCCCCUUCACCAUUGACACGAAGGGGGCCGGCACGGGGGGCCUGGGGCUGACGGUGGAGGGUCCCUGCGAGGCCAAGAUCGAGUGCCUGGACAAUGGGGACGGCACCUGCUCCGUCUCCUACCUGCCGACGGAGCCGGGCGACUACAACAUCAACAUCCUGUUUGCGGGCGCCCACGUGCCCGGCUCCCCCUUCCGGGCGGCCGUCCAGCCCCGCUUCGACCCCUCCAAGGUGACCUGCUCGGGGCCGGGGCUGGAGCGGGCCACGGCCGGCCAGACGGGCCAGUUCCACGUGGACUGUUCACGGGCCGGCAGCGCCGAGCUCACCAUCGAGAUCAUCUCGGAGGGGGGGGCACAGGCCGAGGUGCGGGUGCAGGACAACGGCGAUGGGACCUACACCAUCGCCUACACCCCGCUCUGCUCCGGCACCUACACCAUCACCAUCAAGUACGGCGGGCAGCCCGUGCCCCACUUCCCCAGCACGCUGCAGGUGGAGCCGGCCCUCGACACCUCCGGGGUCAAGGUCUACGGGCCUGGCGUGGACGGUGACGGCGUGUUCCGGGAGGCCACGACGGAGUUCCGCGUGGACGCCCGGGCGCUGGGCGCGGCCGGGGGGCCCCGCGUGAAGACCCGGGUGUCGAACCCCUCGGGGAACCUGACCGAGGCCCUUGUGCAGGACCUUGGCGACGGCACCUACCGUGUGGAGUACACCCCCUACGAGGAGGGCGUCCACUCAGUCGAUGUGACCUACGACGGGAGCCCCGUGCCCAGCAGCCCCUUCCGCGUGCCCGUCACCGAGGGCUGCGACCCGACCCGGGUCCGAGUGCACGGCCCAGGCCUCCAGAGUGGCACCACCAACCAGCCCAAUCGCUUCACCGUGGAGACCAGGGGUGCUGGCACCGGGGGCCUGGGCCUGGCCGUGGAGGGCCCCUCCGAAGCCAAGAUGUCCUGCACCGAUAACAAGGACGGCAGCUGCUCGGUGGAAUACGUCCCCUACGAACCCGGCACCUACAGCCUGAACGUCACCUACGGCGGGCACCAGGUGCCAGGGAGCCCCUUCCAGGUGCCGGUGCACGACGUGGUGGACUCGUCCAAGGUGCUGUGCUCGGGGCCAGGCCUGAUGCCAGGCGUCGUACGGGCCAGCGUGCCCCAGACCUUCUCCGUCGACACCAGCCAGGCGGGGGUGGCCCCCCUGCAGGUCAAGGUGCAGGGCCCCAAAGGUGAGUGCCUGCUGCUGGCGGGGGGAAGAGAAGGGGAAACUGAGGCCCGGCCCACCCCCCCUGAUCCCCGGCAUCUCCCGUCCCCAGGCGUGGUGGAGCCGGUGGAGGUGGUGGACAACAGCGACGGCACGCAGACGGUCAGCUACGUCCCCAGCCGCGAGGGGCCGUACAACAUCGCCGUGCACUACGGAGACCAGGAAGUGCCGCGCAGCCCCUUCAAGGUGAAGGUUCUGCCCACACACGACGCCAGCAAAGUGAAAGCCAGCGGCCCCGGGCUCAACACCACAGGGGUCCCUGCCAGCCUGCCCGUGGAGUUCACCAUUGAUGCCCAGGACGCCGGCGAGGGGCUGCUGGCCGUGCAGAUCACGGACCCUGAGGGGAAGCCCAAGAAGGCCACGAUCCGGGACAACCAGGACGGCACCUACACGGUCUCCUACGUGCCGGACACGACGGGCCGCUAUACCAUCCUCAUCAAAUACGGCGGGGACGAGAUCCCCUACUCCCCCUACCGCAUCCGCGCCCUGCCCACCGGCGACGCCAGCAAGUGCACCGUCACCGGCGCCGGAAUCGGCCCCACCAUCCAGAUCGGGGAGGAGACGGUGAUCACGGUGGACACCAAGGCAGCGGGCAAAGGGAAGGUGACCUGCACGGUCUGCACGCCCGACGGCUCCGAGGUGGACGUGGACGUGGUGGAGAACGAGGAUGGCACCUUCGACAUCUUCUACACAGCCCCCCAGCCCGGGAAAUACGUCAUCUGCGUCCGCUUUGGGGGCGAGCACAUCCCCAACAGCCCCUUCCAGGUCCUGGCCACAGACCGUCCCCUGAUGGGCGUCAACGGCCUGGACGUGGCCGGGCUGCGGCCGUUUGACCUGGUCAUCCCGUUCACCAUCAAGAAGGGGGAGAUCACGGGCGAGGUCCGGAUGCCCUCGGGGAAGGUGGCCAAGCCCGACAUCACGGACAACAAGGACGGGACGGUGACGGUGAGAUACGCGCCCACGGAGGCCGGGCUGCACGAGAUGGACAUCCGCUGUGACAGCCUGCACAUCCCAGGGAGCCCCCUGCAGUUCUACGUGGACUACGUCAACAGCGGGCACGUCACGGCCUAUGGCCCAGGGCUGAUCCACGGCGUGGUCAACAAGCCGGCCACAUUCACCGUCAACACCAAGGAUGCUGGCGAAGGUGGCCUGUCCCUGGCGGUUGAGGGCCCCUCCAAGGCCGAGAUCAGCUGCACCGACAACCAGGACGGCACCUGCAGCGUCUGCUACCUGCCCGUGCUGCCCGGCGACUACAGCAUCGUAGUGAAAUACAACGAGAAGCACAUCGCAGGCAGCCCCUUCACCGCCCGCAUCACCGGCGACGACACACUGCGAAUGUCCCAGCUGAAGGUCGGCUCCUCGGCCGACAUCCCCCUGGACAUCGCAGAGACGGAUCUGAGCCAGCUGACGGCGACCGUCACCCCCCCAUCAGGGCGCGAGGAGCCCUGCCAGCUCAAACGCCUGCGCAACGGCCACGUGGGCAUCUCGUUCGUGCCCAAGGAGGUGGGCGAGCACCUGGUGAAUAUCAAGCGGAACGGGCAGCACAUCCCCAACAGCCCCAUCACGGUGACCAUCAGCCAGUCAGAGAUUGGUGAUGCCAGCCGGGUCCGCGUCUCCGGGCCCGGCCUGAGCGAGGGGCGGACCUUUGAGCCUGCUGAGUUCCUCAUCGACACCCGGGACGCAGGCUAUGGCGGGCUCAGCUUGUCCAUCGAGGGCCCCAGCAAGGUGGACAUCAACACAGAAGACCUGGAGGACGGGACCUGCCGUGUCACCUACUGCCCCACGGAGCCCGGCAACUACAUCAUCUCCAUCAAAUUCGCAGACCAGCACGUGCCAGGGAGCCCCUUCUCGGUGAAGGUGACAGGCGAGGGGCGGGUGAAGGAGAGCAUCACCCGGCGCCGCCGCGCCCCCCCUGUGGCCAACGUGGGCAGCGCCUGCGACCUCAGCCUCAAGAUCCCAGAGAUCAGCCUGGCGGACAUGACGGCCCAGGUGACGGGCCCCUCGGGGCAGCGGCUGGCGGCUGAGGUGCUGGAGGCGGAGAACAGCACCUACUGCGUCCGGUUCGUGCCGGCCGAGACGGGGGUGCACUCGGUCAGCGUCAAGUACAAGGGGCAGCACGUUCCCGGCAGCCCCUUCCAGUUCACCGUCGGGCCGCUGGGCGAGGGCGGCGCCCACAAGGUGCGGGCGGGAGGCCCCGGCCUGGAGCGGGCCGAGGCCGGCGUGCCAGCCGAGUUCAGCAUCUGGACGCGAGAGGCAGGCGCUGGGGGUCUCUCCAUCGCCGUCGAGGGGCCCAGCAAGGCCGAGAUCGCCUUCGAGGACAGGAAAGACGGGUCCUGCGGCGUGGCCUACGUCGUCCAGGAGCCCGGUGAUUACGAGGUGUCGGUGAAGUUCAACGAGGAGCACGUUCCCGAAAGCCCCUUCGUGGUGCCGGCGGCGGCCCCCUGCCAUGACGCCCGGCGCCUGACUGUUACCAGCCUUCAGGAGUCAGGCCUCAAGGCCAACCAGCCAGCUUCCUUUGCAGUCAGCCUGAACGGCGCCAAGGGGGCGCUGGAUGCCAAGGUGCACAGCCCCUCGGGCGCGCUGGAGGAAUGUCACGUCACCGAGAUCGACGAAGAUAAAUACGCCGUGCGCUUCAUCCCGCGGGAGAACGGCCUCUACUCCAUCGACGUCAAGUUCAACAGCACCCACAUCCCCGGCAGCCCCUUCAAGAUCCGCGUUGGGGAGCCAGGCCAGGCGGGCGACCCGGGCCUGGUGUCUGCGUACGGCGCGGGCCUGGAGAGGGGCACCACCGGCAGCCCGGCGGAGUUCGUGGUGAACACGACCAACGCGGGCCCCGGGGCCCUGGCCGUGACCAUCGACGGCCCCUCCAAGGUGCAGAUGGACUGCCAGGAGUGCGCCGAGGGCUACAAAGUGACCUACACGCCCAUGGUGCCCGGCAGCUACCUGAUCUCCAUCAAGUACGGCGGCCCCUACCACAUCGCCGGCAGCCCCUUCAAGGCCAAGAUCACAGGCUCCCGCCUGGGGAGCAGCCACAGUCUGCACGAGACGUCCUCUGUCUUCGUGGACGCAGCCGGGCGGGCGGAGGUGGCCGUGCUGCAGGGGGCGCCCCCCAAGUUCGCCGCGGACGCCAGCAAGGUGGUGGCCAAGGGGCUGGGGCUGAGCAGGGGCUUCGUGGGCCAGAAGAACUCCUUCACGGUGGACUGCAGCAAAGCAGGGAACAACAUGCUGCUGGUGGGCGUGCACGGCCCUCGCACGCCGUGCGAGGAGAUCCUGGUGAAGCACCUGGGGAACCGGCUCUACAGCGUCUGCUACCUGCUGAAGGAAAAAGGCGACUACGUCCUGGUGGUGAAAUGGGGCGACCAGCACGUGCCCCACAGCCCCUUCCACGUCGCUGUGCCGUAGCCCGCCCGCCCGGACGCCUGGGUCCCCGCCGCCUACAGCCCUCGCCCCUCCCCCCGGCGCGCCGCCGCCUUCGC
Mauremys mutica (yellowpond turtle) is the source of this 8130-nucleotide messenger RNA. It is a transcript of the gene FLNA, whose product is annotated as filamin A. Bases 158 to 8056 code for a protein of 2632 amino acids. Lineage: Eukaryota; Metazoa; Chordata; Testudines; Geoemydidae. Gene Ontology annotation, biological process: actin cytoskeleton organization. The transcript has 45 exons. The record is from RefSeq and is a predicted model, not a curated record. Gene Ontology annotation, molecular function: actin filament binding.